Molecule: messenger RNA, 1705 nt
Organism: Durio zibethinus
Lineage: Eukaryota; Viridiplantae; Streptophyta; Magnoliopsida; Malvales; Malvaceae
Product: HXXXD-type acyl-transferase family protein
Molecular function (GO): acyltransferase activity, transferring groups other than amino-acyl groups
Source: RefSeq, a predicted model, not a curated record
CCCGCCCCGUUCAAAACUUCAUUACUGGUCAAGCCAAAAGUUUUUUAAAAAGAAAAAUCUCUGUUUAUAAUUCAUAAUACAAGUAAAUGACAUGCUCAGACUGCAACAAGCAAUGGCAUUUUAGUACUUUAAAUUGUUCAAGCAUGUUUUUUACUGGACAUAUUUCUAUAUAAAUGCCGUCACAAUUAGCAGAGGUUGUAAUCCGUUCCAUUCAGAAGCUUCACAAGAUGGCAAUGCACAGUGAUAGCUUUGUCCCUAUAUUAUUCGUUGAAGGUAUUCAGACUGUGACUCCGAUUAAGAUGACUGAACCAAGACAGACACGACAAGUGUUGGUGGGGGAGCCUGUUGGUCCAGGGAUUUUCCAGAGGUGCUUGAACAUGGUCCAACUACAGAAAGGAAAAGGAGGAGAUUCUGGCUGGUUAGUUGCUGGGUGGAUUAAGGAGACACUUGGGAGAGCUUUGUUGGAGCAGCCAAUGAUUUGUGGACGUCUUCGAAAAGGGGAGGAAAAUGAUGGAGAAUUGGAGAUCGUGUCCAAUGAUUGUGGCAUUAGACUCAUUGAGGCAAGAAUUCAGCUGAAUCUGUUAGAGUUUCUUAGCAUGAAGCAAAGGGAAGAGGCUGAAGCUCAGCUUGUUUUCUGGAAGGAUAUUGAUGAGCAAACUCCACAGUUUUCCCCACUGUUCUAUGUUCAGGUGACCAAUUUCCAGUGUGGGGGAUACUCAAUUGGAAUUAGCUGCAGCAUUCUUCUGGCAGACCUUUUAUUGAGGACAGAGUUCCUGAAGACAUGGGCAAAUAUUCACAACAACAUUAUCUACAAGAAUAAUGAACGAAAGCUACCCCUAUUCUACCUCCCUGGUCUCAAGAACACCACCGGCUCCUCUCCUAACAUAAUCAGCUCAACUUCAAGCAAAAACUCUGGCAAAACUAUGAUCUUCAAGAUUAAUGCUGAAAGUGAAAGUCUGAAAAGUGAAUGGUGCAGAAAAGUCGCGUUAGCCUGUCUUAAGGAGGCAGAGAACAAUCUUGGAAGUGAAAUGGGUGCCGAGUUUUCUUUGUUUCUUAAUGAAUCGUUUGAGGCCAUCAAGGUAGAAAGCUGCUCAAAACAUGGGAUGUUGAAGCCCAAGGUGAACCUUAACAAGGAGUUCACGUAUGCAAAAUGGGAUGAUUUAGGGGCUAAUGAAGUUACUUUCCGAGAAGGGAAUAAACCUGUUCAUGUUUCCUGUUGGUUUAGAUCAACCUCGGGUGGGUUUGUCUUUGUAAUUCCUUCGCUUGAGGAGGGUGCAUACAAAGUGAACAUCAUUGUCACAAUUCCUAAUGAGAAGUACUGAGAGUGAUUGUAAUAGCUAAGAGUUUCACUUCACGCCUGUGCUUGAAUUACAAAUAAUAAUAGUUUCUCUUAAUUUGUUGUUCGUUCUUAUUUCCUUUACAAAUAUCAUAAUCGAUGUUAGCACAACUUUCAGAGUGUCAAAGGACAUCUGAUUUAAAACAGCAGAGGAAACCAGUGGAGCAUUAGGGAGGUUGAGAAGUCAAAGACCAUGAAAAUCUAAUCCGAGGUGAAUACGAAAUCGACAUGCACGCGUAAAGCGAGCACGGUAUUCCUCUAGCAACUAGGGUGUUGGUAGAAUAGGUGAAAGAAUAAUAUAAUGGUUCGCGCUUAGGUUCCGCCCCAAAGAGAAAGGUGUCUGGCUAAGCUACAGCCCAUCAUGCAGGG